AUGUUCGCAGGAGAAAAGUACACAUGGAGAGCAAUUGAGACUGUCGCCACUAAUGACGGUAGAUAUGUCGCAGAUCACCACGAUAAUGUGAAAUUCGAUUUGACGUGCUCUGAAAUCUUCAACAUUCUGAAUAAGAAGUCGGUGGAUACUUUUCGAUUCGACAGGAACAUCGAAUUGGCGGACAUUUCGAAAAACUGGGAACAUAUUAAAGAAGCUAUCAAUAUUUAUACUGCCACAGAAAAGUUGAUGAGAGAUGUGUUGGAUAUGGUCUUGAACAAGUUUGAAAGAAUUAACACCCUAUUUGUCGACACCAAUCUUCCCAUACCUUAUGAUGGAUUCAGUAACAAGAAACUCAAGAAUUUGUACCUGGGAGGAGAGAAUACGGUAUUCUCUUCAAAAGAUUUUAUAGACACUGAAACCGAGGUUUUGUUGAUUCAAUCUUCAUCAAUGGACUUGAUGGUGCUCAAGGAAUUUCUUGUGGAAUGGACGAAACUCCCAAGAAAUCCUGAAAAACUUGAACCUCAAGUUAUUCGAAUCUUCAAUAUCAAAACUGAUGCUUCUAUUCUACAAGGCAUUCAUACCUAUCCCUGGAAUCCCCACUACCGAAGUCAAAACUAUGUAAUCCAUCUAGAUAAUGGUGUGGUGGCGGUCGAUUGCUCGGAAGGACAAGAUCUCAUCAGACCAGAUGGAAAGAUAGCAACUGUUUUGAUUACGGAGUCAAGCUUCGACUUCUUCGUAUGGGAACGAACUUUUCAUAAAAUUCCGGCUAAUGCGGUCUUUGGAUGA
Messenger RNA from Caenorhabditis remanei, 786 nucleotides. RefSeq lists its product as uncharacterized. The coding region runs from base 1 to 786 and encodes 261 amino acids. The transcript is spliced from 2 exons. The record is from RefSeq and is a predicted model, not a curated record. Lineage: Eukaryota; Metazoa; Nematoda; Chromadorea; Rhabditida; Rhabditidae.